AACGACGUGAAGGUAUACGCUUUUUAAAAAACUACAAUUCCCAUAGUGCAACGCGAAAAGUGCGCACCCACGUCGCUUCUCGGUAUGCUCUGUGACUGCCACCGGACGGCUGAGUCGCGAAAGUGCAUCGCAGAGCGGCUCUUGAGCGGAGCUGCAGCCCCAGCAGGGGUGGAAAGAUGGAGUAGCCCAUGAUGUAUCUAAGCUGUCCUCCAUCAAGAUGUUCCCCGGAGUUUUCUAUGCACUACUGGCGGGUUUCCUCGCGGCCGUGGCAUCGUCGUCGGCCAAGCUGUCCCUGGGCGCGGACUACCUGAAGGGAGUGUGCGAGACGGGGCUGCGGACGUGGGGCGAGCAGCGGAGAUUUCGGCAAGUGGAUGAAACUACCGCCUGUGACCGGCUUCACAUCCCUCUGAGGCUGCUGUGCGGCGGAUUGCUUUUCACCUGCAAUGCUGUGAUGUGGACCUUCCUUGCCAAAGCACUCAGGUACUCGUCCUCCUCCACCCGAACCACUGUGACCACCACUGCCUCCAACUUCGUAUCUUCCGCUUUCCUGGGUCAGCUGAUUUUUGGCGAGGCUCAAAUAACACUGUGGUGGGUCGGGAUCUCUUUGACGUUCUCCGGCCUGCUCGUACUGCAGAGGGUUUCGCCGCAGGAUCGACAACCCAGCGCAGUCGCCAAGAGAGACGAAUGAUUGGCCUGAUUACAACUGAAAAUGUUUUUUUGUUGAAUUUACUUCAUUUUAUUUCGUGCAACCAUCUGAUGAAAUAAAAUUGAGUCAAUUUAACAAAAAAUUUCAAUGUAGGUACUUCACAUCCUGGUGCAAAAUACGCUUUGAAUAGCUUCUAAGUCUGAUUUUCCAUCACACCAAAGAUCACACAUCAUAAAUUGGCACAAUAUCACCAUGAAUUAAAGUUGAUUUUAUAUUUUAUCUGGUUACCAAAGUAUUUCUUUCAACUCACUAUGACACUCACUGUAAACAUCUGUGCAUACUUUAUAGUCAUAGCUGAAGAACUGAGCUCUUCUUUUCACAAUAACAUUAAUGUAGCUCUGGUGAGAAAAGCCUUUUACUUUUUCCCACUCCGCAUUACCAUUAAAAAGCUGCAGUAGAUAUGUUGCUACAACUCACACCCAAGAACUUGACAUCAUGCUGUGAGAUGAUUUUUGAGGAAAUAACCAUCUGUGCACAUAAAAAAAAAAGCAUUUCAGUUACAAUUGAGAACUGUGAAACUUUAACAUUAUUUGAAUGCUUUAAAUUCAAUUUGCUACAUGAUGUAACGGGCACAUACUAUUUUAGCACUGCUCUCUUUUGGCAUUAAAUCACACUUUGCUGUUGAUUCAACACAAUAUGAAUGCAAACUAUCAUUUUAUGUUCAUAUGCAUCCCCAUAAAUGUGACCACAAUGUGAUAAUAAACGGAGAUGAUUUAUAUUUCACAACAGGUACAAACAAAUAUUUUGUGUGUUGCAAUAUUUGCAUUGCCUAAAUGAAUUUUGCAUUUCGGGAACACUUAUUACUUAUUUUAUAGUUGAAGAUUAUCUCCUGCAUGAGACUCAGUGCAAUCACAUCAAUAACCAUUUAUUAUUCUUUAUUUGAGAGUUGAGCUUCUCCUGGAGAAGGAAGCGGUUCUCAUUAGACUGCAAUUGUACCUAAUGAAGUCUCUUUAUGAAGACCCAGGGCGAGUUGCAACAGUAAGUAUCUCCAGUAUCUAAUGAGUGUUUCCUUUCCCUCAUUCGAUUUAAUAGGGCAAUCUUGAAGUGAGAAACGCCUGCAAGCCUCUUAGUAGUUCCGCUUCUAGGAAGUGCUCUUUUGGCGCUGUCACUCUGAUGCCAUUCAGUCAUGAUAUGUCAAAUAUAAUGUGAAGUAUUUGUAAAAAGAUUAUUUUAUGGAAGAGAUUGUCACCUCCACUGGAGGGGUAAAACACAAAAAUUCUGAAAUAAAUAUCUGACAGUGUUCUCAA
This is a messenger RNA of Syngnathus acus (greater pipefish), 1953 nucleotides long. RefSeq names its product transmembrane protein 42. Lineage: Eukaryota; Metazoa; Chordata; Actinopteri; Syngnathiformes; Syngnathidae. The coding region runs from base 218 to 688 and encodes 156 amino acids. The record is from RefSeq and is a predicted model, not a curated record. The transcript has 3 exons.